Juglans regia (Persian walnut) is the source of this 1806-nucleotide messenger RNA. Its product is annotated as dof zinc finger protein DOF3.1-like. The record is from RefSeq and is a predicted model, not a curated record. The coding region runs from base 876 to 1553 and encodes 225 amino acids. Gene Ontology annotation, biological process: regulation of DNA-templated transcription. Gene Ontology annotation, molecular function: DNA-binding transcription factor activity; DNA binding. NCBI's taxonomy places the organism in Eukaryota, Viridiplantae, Streptophyta, Magnoliopsida, Fagales, Juglandaceae. The transcript has 2 exons.
GGCCAGGAGGAGCUUAGCCAGUUCCAGAUCCACUCGAGAGAGAGAGAGAGAGAGAGAGGUUUUCUCUCCAUUUGAAGUCUGCUCGUCACUAUCACGAAGACACAGAUAGGUCAUCUCCAUCAAGAUCUUGAGACCCAGUAUUCUUUCCCUUCUACAUCCUUCUCUAUAGAAUUGAAUUCUUCAUCCCACGAAACCAAAUUCAACUUGUAAAUUUUUAGAUUCCCUUUUAGGUUCUUUCACACAAAUACCGGCUCGAAGCCAAACGCGCACACGCGAAAAAAAUAAGUCUAGUGCUUCGCUCAUGGUUUUCUUCUUUCCUCCAUGAUCUGAAACUUCACUUCUUUUACACCUCCGUACUUGUUCUUUUUUUCGUGUUGCCUUCUGGAUUGGUGGUCAUGUGUGGUUUGGUCUCUUCUAUGGAAACCCACUUCCGAUUCUGAGAAAUAUCCGACUUUUUUUCUUUCAUCUCUACUGUACUUGCCUUGCUUCGCUUUUCUGCUUCGAUAUUUUGAUAAAACCAAUUCGAAUCCUCUAAAUCCCAGUCCAGUUCAAGUCGCAAAAUCCAUUUUCCAAAUUCCAUCAGCGCAACACUUUCAAUCUCUCUACCAAACAAUGAUUCGCCAAUUCCUCAAAAGCCAGUAACUUUCAUCUCAAAUUUUGGUCUUUUUGUCGUUUCUAGUUUAAAAUUCUGUAAAAAGUACUCAAAAUCCAUUCCGUAACCAUAAACUCCACUAAAUUUUCCUCAAAACCAAAAACCAACGCGCCAAAUCCUCAAAAGCCACAAUCGGUUAGUCAUCAAAGCGAGCCUCUUUUUUUUCUUUUUUUUUCUCCUCAUUCCUAUAAAACUUUCACAUAAAAGGAUCAGAAGUUAGAAAAUGCAAGACCCAGCAACAUUCCAACCCAUCAAACCCCACUUCCCAGAGCAAGAACUACUCAAAUGUCCACGCUGUGACUCCACAAACACCAAGUUCUGCUAUUACAACAACUACAACCUUUCACAGCCACGCCACUUUUGCAAGAACUGCAGGAGGUACUGGACGAAAGGCGGUGCUCUGAGAAACAUCCCAGUUGGCGGUGGAACUCGUAAGAACACAAAGCGGGGAUCAAAACCAAAACGGUCUUCUUCGUCAUCAUCUUCAUCGUCAACGGCAUCAAAUUCGGUGGUGGAGAACCCGGGUCCGGAGCAUGACCCCAACCGGCUCUAUGGCUCUAUGGUGGAUCAGGACCGUCGAAUGCUGGAUAUUACGGGGAGCUUUGGUUCACUUCUGGCAUCAAAUGGGCAGUUUUCCAGUCUACUGGAGGGUCUGAAUCCCGAUGAGUCGGGUGUCAAAAUGUUGCAAAUGGGUGAGUUUGCAGAGAAUUUGAAUUCGGGUCAUGUUUUGGAAACAGGUUCAGUUCGAAACCUGGGAAUGGAUGUGCAGAUCAGUGAUAACAAUUCAGAGAGUUAUUUAGGUCUGCAAAGUGGUGAUUCAAGCUGCUGGACUGACGGCAAUGGGUGGCCUGAUCUUUCUAUUUACACACCAGAAACUAGGGUGGCGAAGAGAGGAGCUUGAAUAAGUCAGACUUUAUUGUGGCAUUUUCUAGUGCUACUGGAGGUGGCAUACCACAGGCUGCAACACUAGCGCAUCCUAUUGGUAAAUGGUUUAUCUUCUGUUGUUUCUGUCUGGUUUUUGUCUGUAUGAGUUUUAUGAAUGAUAAGCAGAGAGAGAGAGAGAACUAUUCACUAUUGUUUCUUGGUUGGUCUGGACUGAGAGAGAAAUGGCAUUGGUGGUAUAUAUAUGAGAAUCAUUCUACAUGCCCAUACUA